GUGCAUCCGGAAAUAUGUUAAUAACGGGACAAUAACAACAACAAGCAACUGAAUAAAUGGCCAUUUAAACAUCCACGGCUCGUCAUUUACGUUGACAUUUCAUGAGUUCUUGCUAGUAUUAAAAAAACAUAUUUCAUUAUAAAAUUCAUGAAACGCAAAUAGCAAUUCGUUUUCUAAGAAUUUGCUUUCAUUUAAACAUACAGGGAUAUGUUUCGGACUAUGAAAAAUUCGGAUAUGCAGAGCUUAUAAGUAAGUUUGGUAUGCAAAAACUACAAUGGCCAGCAUAAGCUGCCUUCCUGAAGAAAUUCAAGCAUAUAUUUUGAGCAAACUAAAUGGACAUGCUGCAGCCAUGUGCAAAAAGGUGUGCCGACUGUGGAAGGAACUGAUUGAAGGACUUGAGACAUGCAUGCAUUUCUGGUUACGUUGUUGCCUGAAAGAGAUUCCUCUUUCCUCGCUCGCACAGUUUGCUCGGCUGACAGAUGUUGAUGAAGAGUUUGUUAAGAUCUUUAGAAGCCUGGCCAGGGACUACCAGUUUCAUUACACUAGCCAGAUACCCUGGCAGUUCUGGAGAGAGGUGUAUGCUGAACACUAUAGAUGUAGUUAUGUUGUGACUGGUAAAGCAAAGAUCAGUGAGUUCCCUUGCUACCAAUCGCCUGGUGAAGUUUCCUGUGUCUGCGUGCAGGAUAAUGUAGUGUACACGGGGCAUGACAGUGGUGCAGUAAUGAGCCUGUGCAGUACUGAUAGUGGACUCAAGGUGGACAUGCUGUAUCGACAUCACAAGAGGGUCACUGACAUCUGCUUCCUUAACUCAGUGAGUAUAAGGCAGUUACUGUCAGGAGACACCCUGAAUGUUGUGGUCACAUGCUCCAAGGACGGAUGUGUGAUCCUCUACAAUCCGGACACUGAAAGAUCCACCACUGUACAGCACUAUAGCAAGCAGGUGAACCAAAUAAGGUCUUGGGGUCAGCAUUUAGUGGCUGCAGCUAACCGCAGUCUGCUGCAGGGCCAACCUGUCUGGAAAUUUAACCAGUCAGAUCACUCCAUUGAUAUCACAUGCACGCUGUACAGCCAAUCACCAGCAAAUAUCACAGCAGUAGCUUUGUGGGGGAAUAUGGUAGUGUCUGGUGAUGCAUGUGGCCGUGUGUUUGUGCGAGACUGGUUGGGCUGCAGUGGUGACCAGGUGAUGACCCAGGUGACCUGCCUGGGUAGCAGAGUGAGGAGCAUCUUUGUGGUGGGCAAGAGGAUUAUCUGCUACACUGACGACAUGUUGCACAUCAGUCAGAACCUGGGUGCCACCAGCCCUGGCAACAUGAAGUUUGAAGCCAUUGACAUCUACCAUCCGUUACAUAAGGUCUCUGAGUGUGUGGCAAUACGGGGACCAGUGCUUGCAAUAGGCUUUCGUCCAGGGUUUGUGCAUGUGUACCACAUGCCUGAUGACUCCAGUUGGGACUCCCUCCAACUGGAGAGCCCCGCCCAGGUGAUACGUCUGGCGAGAGAUCAUGUGCAUGCCUUGGAUAUCGCUGACAAUGGCACUGGACCUGUCAUAGCUGCGGCAACUGAGGACCGCUGUGUGUACCUUAUUACUAUGGAGAGAAGUGGAACGAUAACUACGUCUGUGUGAUAUACUGGACAGAAGUAGAUAGAUAACUACUACCGUGUGAUAUCCUGGGUAGAAAUGGACAGAUUAAUAUUGUAUGGCACUUAUAUAAGGUAGCAGUGUACAGAUUAAUACUGUGUGAUAGGUAUGCCGGGUAGGAAUGGAAUGAUCAAUUGUGUGUUACACUUAUACUAUGGAGGAGUGGACUGAUUAAUACUGGAAGACACAAACCUUGGAUAGUUUGAUGGAUGAAUAAUGGGUUACUUUUUCCUUGAAUAGGAGUUCAGAUACAAUAUGUGUGACAAAUUUGUGAAUAACUCUCCAAAAAAACAUUAAGUACAUAUUGAUCAGCUGUAGCUCUGUAGGGCUACCUGUAGCAACAAGAAAUGUCAAAAUAUAUGCAUUUAUUUGAUCUAACACUAUAGCCUAUACUAAUAUAUCACAGCUGAAAGCAUAAGUGAACAGAUAACUACAGUGCUCCACAUCAUGUAUGCCUCAUUAGUUGUACAAGAUAUACAGAAAGCAAAGUUUAGAACUAUUUCAGGGAAUAAAAGGAACAAACCAUUUAAAAAUAUGUACACAAUAUAUAAAUAGUUGAAGAAUUUUGUUUAAAAAUAACACCUGGUCCACCUGUAACUACAAUAUUGCUACAAUAUAUAUCUAUGGUGUUUUAAUGGUAUUUAAAAAAUGUACAGUGUAUCCUUUACUUAUUUUAGUGUCUUGAGACAUAAAAUGUCCACUUGAACCAUUGCCACUUAACCAAGGUCCACUUUAACCAUUGUCCACUUAAAUCAUUCCAGACCGUUUUGAAUAUUGCAUUACCUAUAUGUCUUGUAUUUAAUACAGUAUUGACUGCCUAAAGCUUACGUGUUUGCUGUAUCAUGAAAAUGUGUAAACAUGUGUGGAUUGUUUUAUUACCAGCUGUGUUCAGUAUAUUAGUAUUCACAUACAUUUUAUAUAUCAGUUAAAGUAUUUAUUAAAUGUUAAAGCCAA
This is a messenger RNA of Dreissena polymorpha, 2590 nucleotides long. RefSeq lists its product as uncharacterized. The transcript has 10 exons. Lineage: Eukaryota; Metazoa; Mollusca; Bivalvia; Myida; Dreissenidae. The record is from RefSeq and is a predicted model, not a curated record. Gene Ontology annotation, molecular function: protein binding. The coding region runs from base 275 to 1621 and encodes 448 amino acids.